This is a messenger RNA of Ceratosolen solmsi marchali, 13985 nucleotides long. RefSeq names its product dynein heavy chain, cytoplasmic (gene Dhc64C). Gene Ontology annotation, biological process: microtubule-based movement. Gene Ontology annotation, cellular component: axonemal dynein complex. Gene Ontology annotation, molecular function: ATP binding; dynein light intermediate chain binding; ATP hydrolysis activity. Lineage: Eukaryota; Metazoa; Arthropoda; Insecta; Hymenoptera; Agaonidae. The transcript is spliced from 23 exons. Bases 1 to 13902 code for a protein of 4633 amino acids. The record is from RefSeq and is a predicted model, not a curated record.
AUGGGUGAUUCAUUAGAUGGGGCGGUCGAAACAAAUACCGAGUCACAAAACUCAAUAAUAGUUGAUUUUUUCUUAUUUACUAAUUAUUUACGAAAAGUCAUUUGUGUAUUACAUCCUGAUGAUUUAAUACCAUUUGCGUUCGAUUCUGCUAUUGAAGAUAAAAAUAAUCAAGAAUGUAUUCGAAAGUUCAUCAAUGAUUCUCAAGUUUGGGUACUCUGCAUUCAAAGAAUAUCUAGUAAAGAGGAUGACAGUGUUGAAGGUGAUGAUGAGAAAGAAAAUACUGUUUUCAUAUCGAAUGAAAUUCAUUUCACAAACCCUAAACUCGCUUCCAUUGUAUUUACUAAAAGAGGUACAAUAGUUGAAGCUGAUAAAUCAAUUCACUCCCAAUUACGACUUGUACUUUUUCCUGAUGGACCACCUUACGAGACUUUGCAUGCUAUUAGCAAAACUAUGGGUCCAUAUUUCAAAAGUUAUGUAAAAGAAAAGGGAAAAAUCGAUCGAGAUGGAGAUAAGAUGGCACCAUCAGUUGAAAAAAAAAUUGCUGAAUUAGAAAUGGGACUGUUACAUUUACAACAAAAUAUUGAUAUCCCUGAAAUAUCAUUACCAAUACAUGCAGUCAUUCAACAAAUUAUAAAACAAUGUAGUGAAGAAGGUAGAAAACCAAAAGUUGCAGAUUUUGGAACUAAGGUUGAAGAUUCUACUUUUUUGAAUCAACUUCAAAAUGGUGUUAAUAGGUGGAUCAAAGAGAUUCAAAAGGUUACAAAAUUAAAUCGAGAUCCUGAAUCUGGGACUGCUCUGCAAGAAAUUUCAUUUUGGUUGAAUUUGGAGAGAGCAUUACAUCGUAUACAAGAAAAAAGGGAAAGCAUCGAAAUAUCUUUAACACUUGAUAUAUUAAAGCAUGGGAAACGAUUUCAUGCUACAGUUAGUUUUGAUACUGAUACUGGACUAAAACAAGCUUUGGCAACCGUUAACGAUUAUAAUCCAUUGAUGAAAGAUUUUCCAAUAAAUGAUUUGCUUUCAGCAACUGAGCUAGAGCGUAUACGUUCUGCUAUUCAACAAAUUUUUAUACAUUUACGAAAAAUCAGAAAUACUAAAUAUCCAAUCCAAAGAGUUUUAAGACUUGUUGAAGCUAUUUCAAGAGAUUUAGGUCAACAAUUUCUAAAAGUGUUAGGAACACGACGACUAAUGCACAUUCCAUUUGAUGAUUUUGAAAAAGUAAUGACUCAAUGUUUCGAACUAUUUAAUACUUGGGAUGAUGAAUAUGAUAAAUUAACACAAUUAUUAAGAGAAGUAGUAAAACGUAAGCGAGAUGAACAUAUGAAAAUGGUGUGGCGUGUUUCCCCAGCUCACAAAAAAUUACAAACUAGAAUGGAACAUAUGAGACGUUUUCGUCGUCAACACGAACAACUUAGAACUGUUAUAGUUCGAGUUUUACGACCUGUUCGACAAAAUAAUAAUUCUUCUUUAGAUAAUAAUGAUAACGAUGUAAAAGCCGACUUUGCUUUAGAUGCGGCGGAUGCUAAUGCUAUAAGCGAAGUAAAUUUAGCUUAUGAAAAUGUUAAAGAAGUUGAUUGUCUGGAUAUUACUAAAGAAGGCUUAGAAUCAUGGGAAGCUGCGGUUAAUAGAUAUGAAGAACGUAUUGAACGGGUUGAAGCGCGAAUAACAGCUCAUCUUCGAGAUCAAUUAGGAAUAGCAAAAAAUGCUAAUGAAAUGUUUAGAAUUUUUUCUCGUUUUAACGCAUUGUUUGUAAGACCUCAUAUUAGAGGAGCAAUACGCGAAUAUCAAACUCAAUUAAUACAAAGAGUUAAAGAUGAUAUCGAAACUUUACAUGAAAAAUUUAAGGUUCAAUACAGUCAAAGUAAAUGUUGUAAAAUGAGCAUGAUGAGAGAUCUUCCUCCAAUUGCCGGUUCAAUUAUUUGGGUAAAACAAAUUGAUUUUCAACUUACAAUGUAUUUAAAACGAGUUGAAGAUGUAUUAGGAAAAGGUUGGGAAAACCAUAUUGAAGGUCAAAAGCUGAAAGCUGAUGGAGAUAGUUUUCGAAUGAAACUUUCUACUCAAGAGAUUUUUGAUGAUUGGGCUAGAAAAGUACAACAACGUAAUAUUGGAGUCACUGGACGUAUUUUUACAAUAGAAAGUGUAAGAUCACGAACAGGACGUGGUAAUAUUUUGAAAUUAAAAGUUAAUUUUUUACCAGAAAUUAUCACACUUUCAAAGGAAGUUCGAAAUUUAAAAAAUCUUGGAUUUCGUGUUCCAAUUACUAUUGUAAACAAAGCACAUCAGGCAAAUUUACUUUAUCCAUUUGCAAUAAGCUUAAUUGAAAGUAUUCGAACUUAUGAAAGAACAUUAGAAAAGAUUGAAGAUAAAUCAAAUAUUAUUCCACUAAUAGCUGGUUUACGAAGAGAUGUUUUACUUUUAAUAUCAGAAGGUAUUACUUUAAUUUGGGAAAGUUAUAAAUUAGAUUCAUAUGUUCAAAGACUAUCUGAUGUUGUGUUAUCUUUUCAAGAAAAAGUUGAAGAUCUUUUGGUGGUAGAAGAACAAUUAGACGUUGAUGUGAGAUCUUUAGAAACGUGUCCAUAUUCAGCUAAUACAUUUUCUGAUAUAUUAAUAAAAAUACAAAAAUCUGUCGACGAAUUAUCAUUAAAAAAUUUUUCAAAUUUACAUAUAUAUGUAUUAAGACUCGAUGAAGAAGUUGAAAGAAAUUUAGCUUCUCGCCUUGAAGCAGGAAUCAAGGCUUGGACCGAUGCACUUAUGGGUCGCAAAAAAGACGUGGAUUUUAGUAUGGAUACUGACGCUCCUACACAACCAACGCAUAAAUUAGGUGGCGAUCCGAAAAUACAAAAUCAAUUACACGAGGUUCGAAUCACUAAUCAGACUAUGUAUUUGUAUCCAAGUAUCGAAGAUGCUAGGUUUCAAAUAAUGCAACAGUUAUUUGCAUGGCAGGCAAUUGUUACUUCACAGGCCCGCCUUCAAAGUUCUCGAUAUCAAGUUGGUUUGGAUAAACUAGAAUUAUGUACGUACAGAAAUUUGUUAACAAAAUUACCUUCAGGAAAGUCUUCGCUCGAAGCUGCUUAUGAAGCAGUUGAAUGUAAAAUGCAAGAAAUUGUAUAUUACGUUGAUCAGUGGUUAAGGUAUCAAUCAUUAUGGGACCUACAACCUGAAAAUUUAUAUGGUAAAUUAAGUGAAGAUAUAACACUAUGGAUGAAAUGUUUAAAUGACAUUAAGAAAACAAGAACAACAUUUGAUACGUCCGAUACAAGAAGAGAAUUUGGUCCAGUAAUUAUAGAUUUUGCUAAAGUUCAAAGUAAAGUUUCAUUAAAAUAUGAUUCUUGGCAUAAAGAAACAUUAGGUAAAUUUGGAACUUUACUUGGAAAUGAAAUGACAAGUUUCCAUGUACAGGUGUCAAGGUCAAGGUGUGAUCUUGAACUACAUUCUAUUGAAGCAUCAAGUACUUCUGAUACUGUCAGCUUUAUAACAUAUGUACAGUUAUUGAAAAGAAAAAUGAAAGCAUGGGAAAAACAAGUUGAUAUAUAUAGAGAAGGUCAAAGAAUUCUUGAGCGUCAAAGAUUUCAAUUUCCAUCACAUUGGUUACAUGUUGAUAAUAUAGAAGGUGAAUGGGGAGCGUUUAAUGAAAUUAUCAAACGAAAAGAUACAUAUAUUCAGACGCAAGUAGCAUCCUUACAAUUAAAAAUCGUUGCUGAAGAUAAAGCCAUUGAAAGCAGAACAUCCGAUUUUCUCAGCGAUUGGGAACAAGGAAAACCUGUAGAAGGACAUUUACGCCCGGAUGAUGCAUUGCAGCAACUUCAACUAUUUGAAAAUAAAUUUACACGUCUAAAAGAGGAACGCGAUAAUGUUACUAAAGCUAAAGAAGCCUUAGAACUUUUAGAACCUGGCAUAAUGUCAAUUAAUGAAGAUCGAAUGCAAGUAGUAUUUGAAGAACUUCAGGAUUUAAAAGGAGUUUGGUCAGAAUUAUCCAAAAUUUGGACACAAAUCGAUGAAACUCGAGAAAAACCAUGGCUAUCAGUACAACCAAGAAAACUUCGGUUACAAUUGGACACUAUGUUAACGCAAUUAAAAGAGUUACCAGCAAGGUUAAGGCAAUAUUCAUCAUACGAAUUUGUAAAAAAAAUGCUUCUAAAUUAUACUAAAGUUAAUAUGUUAAUUGUUGAACUUAAAUCAGAUGCAUUAAAAGAAAGGCAUUGGAAAUUGCUAAUGAAACAAUUGAGAGUUAAUUGGGUGCUAAGUGAAUUAACUCUAGGUCAGGUAUGGGAUGUUAAUUUACAAAAGAAUGAAGGAAUCGUUAAAGAUAUUAUUUUAGUUGCACAAGGUGAAAUGGCUUUAGAAGAAUUUCUUAAACAAGUUCGAGAAUCGUGGCAGAAUUAUGAGUUAGAUUUAAUUAAUUAUCAAAAUAAAUGUCGAUUAAUUCGUGGCUGGGAUGAUAUUUUUAAUAAAGUUAAGGAACAUAUCAAUUCAGUCGCUGCAAUGAAAUUAUCACCUUAUUAUAAAGUAUUUGAAGAAGAAGCCUUAACGUGGGAAGAAAAACUAAAUCGAAUAAAUUCUCUGUUUGAUAUUUGGAUAGACGUACAACGUAGAUGGGUAUAUUUGGAAGGAAUUUUUUCUAGUAGUGCUGAUAUUAAAACUCUUUUACCUGUAGAAACAUCACGGUUUCAAAGUAUUAGUUCUGAGUUUUUAGGUUUAAUGAAAAAAGUAUCAAAAUCUCCUAUGGUGAUGGAUAUAUUAAAUAUUCCUGGAGUCCAACGAUCUCUUGAACGACUUGCUGAUCUUCUUGGAAAAAUACAAAAAGCAUUAGGGGAGUAUUUAGAAAGAGAAAGAACUUCUUUUCCACGCUUUUAUUUUGUCGGAGAUGAAGAUUUAUUAGAAAUAAUCGGGAAUAGCAAAAACGUAUCAAGACUUCAAAAACAUUUUAAGAAAAUGUUCGCUGGGGUUGCAUCCAUUGUACUAAAUGAAGAUAAUACGAUAAUUAUUGGUAUAGCUUCAAGAGAAGGAGAGGAAGUUAUAUUUCAAAAUCCCGUUUCUACAAUUAGCAAUCCCAAAAUCAAUGAAUGGCUGACUCUUGUAGAAAAGGAGAUGCGAGUUACUCUUGCUUCUAGUCUUGCAAAUGCUGUACAAGAUAUUAAAAGUUUCAGAGAGGAUAAUGUUAAUUCACAAUCUUUAAUGAAUUGGUGUGAUAAUUAUCAAGCACAAAUUAUUAUAUUAGCGGCACAGAUACUAUGGUCAGAAGAUAUUGAAACUGCAUUGCAAGAAGCUCAAGACAAUUUAAAAAGUAAUCCAUUAAAUCGUGUUCUUAUACAAGUCGAAAGUACUUUAAAUAUUUUGGCUGAUUCUGUACUUCAGGAGCAACCACCGUUAAGAAGAAAGAAGCUUGAACAUUUGAUUAAUGAGUUUGUUCAUAAACGUACAGUUACUAGGAGAUUAAUUUAUAAUAAUGUUUCAAAUCCGAAAGCGUUUGAAUGGUUGUGCGAAAUGAGAUUUUAUUUUGACCCUAGGCAAACAGAUGUUCUUCAACAAUUAACAAUACACAUGGCGAACGCAAAGUUUUAUUAUGGAUUUGAAUAUUUAGGAGUCCAAGAUAGGCUUGUACAAACGCCGUUAACUGAUAGAUGUUAUUUAACCAUGACACAAGCAUUAGAAUCACGAUUAGGAGGAUCACCAUUUGGACCAGCUGGCACUGGAAAAACGGAAUCCGUGAAAGCGUUAGGACAUCAGUUAGGAAGAUUUGUCCUAGUAUUUAACUGUGAUGAAACUUUUGACUUUCAGGCAAUGGGUCGAAUAUUUGUUGGUUUAUGUCAAGUAGGUGCUUGGGGAUGUUUUGAUGAAUUUAAUAGAUUAGAAGAACGAAUGCUAUCCGCUGUCUCUCAACAAGUUCAAACUAUUCAAGAAGCUUUAAAAAGUCAAAUUGAGGGUCGCAAAGAUGAAGCCUUAUGCGUAGAACUAGUAGGAAAACAAAUUAAAGUAGCAACAGAUAUGGCUAUUUUUAUCACAAUGAAUCCAGGAUAUGCUGGUAGAUCAAAUUUACCAGAUAAUUUGAAAAAACUAUUUAGGUCCUUAGCUAUGACAACACCAGAUCGUCAACUUAUAGCAGAAGUAAUGUUAUUCAGUCAAGGAUUUCGAUCAGCAGAAAAAUUAGCUUGUAAAAUAGUACCAUUUUUUAGACUGUGUGAUGAACAACUUUCAAAUCAAUCGCAUUAUGAUUUUGGUUUGAGAGCAUUAAAAUCUGUAUUAAUAUCGGCUGGAAAUGUAAAGCGUGAUCGAAUUCAAAGAAUUAAAGAAGGUUUAAUGAACCGUGGAGAAAACAUUAUUGAUGAAGCUUCAAUUGCUGAAAAUUUACCAGAACAGGAAAUACUUAUACAAUCAGUAUGUGAAACAAUGGUUCCAAAGUUAGUAGCAGAAGAUAUACCAUUACUAUUUAGUCUACUUAAUGAUGUUUUUCCAAAUGUUAAUUAUACUCGAGCUGAAAUGAAGGGACUAAAAAGAGAAAUUAAAAAAGUAUGUAUAGAGGAAUAUUUGGUAUGUGGUGAAGGACAUGAGCAUGGCGGGGCCUGGCAAGAAAAGGUUCUUCAGCUUUAUCAAAUUUGUAACCUCAAUCAUGGUUUAAUGAUGGUGGGACCUAGUGGAUCUGGAAAAACAAGUGCUUGGAAGGUUUUGUUAAAAGCUUUAGAAAGAUUUGAAGGAAUUGAAGGUGUAGCUCAUGUAAUUGAUCCUAAAGCAAUAAGUAAAGAAAUAUUAUAUGGAGUUUUGGAUCCCAAUACUCGAGAAUGGACCGAUGGGCUUUUUACGCAUAUUCUGCGAAAAAUUAUUGAUAAUGUCCGAGGAGAAAUAAAUAAAAGACAAUGGAUCAUUUUUGACGGUGAUGUUGAUCCAGAAUGGGUUGAGAAUUUAAAUUCUGUUUUAGAUGAUAAUAAAUUACUUACUUUACCAAACGGAGAACGUUUAAGUCUUCCGCCGAAUGUACGCAUAAUGUUUGAAGUUCAAGAUCUAAAAUAUGCAACAUUAGCUACUGUUUCUCGUUGUGGUAUGGUUUGGUUUUCUGAAGAUGUUUUAUCGACUGAAAUGAUAUUCGAAAAUUAUAUACUCCGUCUAAAAAAUAUUGCUCUGGAUGAUGGAGAAGAAGACAGUAUAGUUAAGAAAUCUGAAAAAGAAGAUGCUAUAUCACCAACUAUAUCAGUACAACGCGAUGCUGCUAAUGUAUUAUAUGGAUUUUUUUCCCCAGAUGGUUUAGUUGUUAGAUGUUUAGAUUAUGCUUCCAAACAAGAACACAUAAUGGACUUUACUAGAUUAAGGGCUUUAAAUUCACUUUUUUCAAUGAUAAAUCAAUCCCUUCGAAAUAUUUUACAAUACAAUCAUACGCAUCUUGAUUUUCCAUUAUUAAGUGAACAAUUAGAACGUUAUGUUACGAAAUCUCUUAUUUAUGCAAUAUUGUGGAGUUUUACAGGAGAUGCGAAACUAAAGGCCAGAUCAGAUUUCGGAGAUUUCAUUAGAUCUAUUACAACCAUCCCAUUACCACCCCAAACAAAUAUUCCAAUAAUUGAUUUUAAAGUUGAUAUUCAAGGCGAAUGGCAGCCAUGGAGUCAUAAAGUACCACAAAUUGAAGUAGAAACACAUAAAGUAGCAUGUCCUGAUAUUGUCGUUCCAACUUUAGAUACAGUAAGACAUGAAAGUCUUCUUUAUACGUGGUUAGCUGAACACAAACCUUUAGUGCUUUGUGGACCACCAGGAUCUGGAAAAACAAUGACUCUUUUUUCAGCAUUAAGAGCUUUACCAGAUAUGGAAGUUGUUGGCUUGAAUUUUUCAUCAGCAACUACACCAGAAUUAUUACUAAAAACCUUUGAUCAUUACUGUGAAUAUCGUAAAACCCCAAAUGGAGUUAUUCUUUCGCCUGUACAACUUGGAAAAUGGUUAGUUUUAUUUUGCGAUGAAAUUAAUUUACCUGAAAUGGAUAAUUAUGGUACACAACGAGUCAUAUCAUUUUUGCGACAACUUGUAGAACAUAAGGGCUUUUUUCGUACAGCAGACCAGGCUUGGAUUUCGACAGAACGAAUUCAAUUUGUUGGUGCCUGCAAUCCGCCGACUGAUCCAGGUCGUAAGCCACUAAGUUACAGAUUCUUACGUCAUGUUCCUAUUAUAUAUGUUGAUUAUCCUGGAGAAGUUUCUUUAAAACAAAUUUAUGGUACAUUUAUUCGUGCAAUGUUGAGAUUAAUUCCUUCUUUGAGAGGUUACGCUGAACCAUUAACAAACGCAAUGGUCGAAUUUUAUUUAACAUCUCAAGAACGAUUUACACAGGAUAUGCAACCGCAUUAUGUAUAUUCUCCUAGAGAAAUGACUCGAUGGGUGAGAGGUAUAUGUGAGGCAAUUAGACCACUCGACAAUCUAUCAAUUGAAGGCUUAGUUCGACUCUGGGCACAUGAAGCUCUACGCCUUUUUCAAGAUCGAUUAGUUGAAGAUUCCGAACGACUUUGGACUAACAAAACUAUAGAUAUUGUUGCUUUAAAACAUUUUCCAAGUAUUAAUAAAGAAUCGGCUUUAUCUCGGCCAAUAUUAUAUAGUAAUUGGCUUUCCAAAGAUUAUGUUCCUGUAAGUCGACAGGAAUUACGAGAUUAUGUCAGAGCUCGGUUAAAAAUAUUUUACGAAGAAGAAUUAGAUGUUCCUUUAGUACUAUUUGAUGAAGUACUUGAGCAUGUUCUACGUAUUGAUAGAAUUUUUAGACAACCUCAAGGGCACCUUCUAUUAAUUGGUGUGUCAGGAGCUGGAAAAACUACUUUAUCACGAUUUGUUGCUUGGAUGAAUGGUUUAUCAGUGUUUCAGAUAAAAGUACAUAAUAAAUAUACUGCCGAAGAUUUUGAUGAAGAUUUACGUCAAGUUCUUCGUAGAUCAGGUUGUAAAGAUGAAAAGAUUGCCUUUAUUCUUGAUGAAUCAAAUGUUUUAGAUUCUAGUUUUUUGGAACGAAUGAACACCCUUUUGGCAAAUGGAGAAGUUCCUGGUCUAUUCGAAGGUGAUGAAUACACAACAUUAAUGACUCAAUGUAAAGAAGGUGCCCAGAGAGAAGGAUUGAUGCUCGACUCAAAUGAAGAAUUAUAUAAAUGGUUUACGGGCCAAGUAAUGAAAAAUUUACAUGUUGUUUUUACAAUGAAUCCUAGCACAGAUGAACUCAAAAAUAGAGCUGCUACAUCACCUGCGUUAUUUAAUCGAUGUGUUUUAAAUUGGUUUGGAGAUUGGUCUGAUAAUGCAUUAUUUCAAGUUGGAAAAGAAUUUACGAAUAGAAUUGACUUGGAUAACCCGAAUUGGAAGUGUCCAGAUUAUUUUCCUUCAUCUUGUUCAAUUCUUAUUGGUCAAACAACACAUCGGGAUGCUGUUAUAAAUGCUUGUGUAUACGUUCAUCAAACAUUACAUAAAGCUAAUACCAGAUUGAUAAAAAGAGGAUGCCGAACAAUGGCUAUAACUCCAAGACAUUAUUUAGAUUUUAUAAAUCAUUUUGUAAAAUUAUAUCAAGAAAAGCGUAGUGAUUUAGAAGAACAACAAUUACAUCUUAAUGUUGGGCUUGGUAAAAUUGCAGAGACUGUUGAACAAGUGGAAGAAAUGCAGAAAAGUCUUGCUGUUAAAUCCCAAGAACUUCAAGCUAAAAAUGAAGCUGCCAAUGCAAAAUUACGACAAAUGGUGAAAGAUCAACAGGAAGCUGAAAAGAAAAAAGUGCAGAGCCAAGAAAUUCAACAUCAAUUAGCAAUACAAACAAUAACAAUUCAUCAAAAACGAGAUGAUGUUAUGGCCGAUCUUGCUCAAGUUGAACCGGCUGUUAUUGAUGCUCAGAAUGCUGUUAAAUCCAUAAAGAAACAACAUUUAGUUGAAGUUAGAUCAAUGGCCAAUCCUCCUGCAAUAGUUAAAGUCGCACUGGAAUCUAUAUGUUUGUUAUUAGGUGAAAAUGCAAGUGAAUGGAAAUCUAUUCGUGCCGUUAUAAUGAGAGAUAAUUUUAUUAACACAAUCGUUUCUAACUUUAGUACUGAAAAUAUAACAGAUGAUGUUCGUGAUAAAAUGAAGAGUCGGUACUUGUGCAAUCCUGAGUAUAAUUUUGAGAAAGUGAAUAGAGCCAGUAUGGCUUGUGGACCAAUGGUAAAAUGGGCAAUUGCUCAGAUUGAAUAUGCAGACAUGUUAAAACGGGUUGAACCACUACGAGAAGAACUUUACUCUUUAGAACAACAAGCCGAAACUAAUAAAUGCAAAGGAGAAGAAGUGAAGAAUCUGAUCUCUCAGUUAGAGUUGAGCAUUGCUUCGUAUAAAGAGGAAUAUGCUCAACUAAUUUCUCAGGCUCAGGCUAUUAAAACAGAUCUUGAAAAUGUACAAGGAAAAGUCGAUAGAUCCAUAGCUUUACUUAAAUCUCUAGUUAUUGAAAGAGAAAGAUGGGAAUCAACUAGUGAAACAUUUCGUAGCCAAAUGUCUACAAUUAUAGGUGAUGUUUUAUUAUCAUCAGCCUUUUUAGCAUAUGCUGGGUACUUUGACCAACACUAUCGACAAAACUUAUUUACUACGUGGUAUCAAUAUUUACAUAAUGCCAAUAUUCAGUUUCGGCUUGAUAUUGCGAGAACAGAAUAUUUAUCAAAUCCUGAUGAGCGCCUUAGAUGGCAAGCGAAUGCAUUACCAGCAGAUGAAUUAUGUACUGAAAAUGCAAUCAUGUUAAAACGUUUCAAUAGAUAUCCUUUAAUUAUUGAUCCUUCUGGGCAAGCAACUGAAUUUUUAAUAAACGAAUUUAAAGAUCGGAAAAUUACAAAAACUAGUUUUCUCGAUGAUUCAUUCCGCAAAAAUUUGGAAAGUGCAUUGAGAUUUGGAAAUCCAUUACUUGUCCAAGAUGUAGAAAAUUAUGAUCCUAUUUUGAAUCCAGUUUUAAAUAGAGAACUUAGGCGUACGGGUGGGCGAGUACUUAUUACACUUGGUGAUCAAGAUAUUGAUUUGUCGCCCUCAUUUGUUAUAUUUUUAUCAACAAGGGAUCCAACCGUUGAAUUUCCUCCUGAUAUUUGCUCACGCGUAACUUUUGUUAAUUUUACUGUUACGCGUAGUUCUUUACAAAGUCAAUGCUUAAAUCAAGUUUUGAAAGCUGAACGUCCUGAUAUCGAUGAAAAGCGGUCUGAUUUACUUAAACUUCAGGGAGAAUUUCAUUUACGAUUAAGACAACUUGAAAAAUCAUUAUUACAAGCACUUAAUGAUGCUAAAGGUAAAAUAUUAGAUGAUGAUUCUGUUAUUACUACGCUUGAAACACUUAAACAAGAAGCUGAAGAUAUUAGUAAAAAAGUAGAAGAAACAGAUAAAGUCAUAGCAGAAAUCGAAACGGUAUCUCAACAAUAUUUACCGUUAUCACAAGCUUGUUCAAAUAUAUAUUUCACAAUGGAUAGCUUAAAUCAAAUACAUUUUUUGUAUCAAUAUUCAUUGAAAAUGUUUUUAGAUAUUUUUACCUCUGUUUUAACGAAAAAUGCAAAAUUAUCUGGCAUUUCAGAUUAUGUACAACGAUUAUUGUAUAUUACAAAUGAUCUUUUUUCAGUAUGUUACGAAAGAGUUGCUCGAGGUAUGUUACAUAAUGAUAGACUUACAUUUGCUCUGCUUUUAUGUCGUAUUCAUUUGAAAGGUAUGACAUCCGGUGUCACGUAUGACAAUGAGUUUACAUUUUUCUUACGUGGAAAAGAAGGUGUUUUAAAUAUUAAUAUACCACACAUACCAAACCUAAGUUCUGAACAACAAGAAGCUUUAAUACAUUUGAGUACCAGAUUAUCAGCAUUUCAUAAACUUGCCGAUAUCGUACAUAAUAAUGUAGAAUUUAAUACAUGGUUACAAUCACCCACACCAGAAACAUACGUGCCAAAACUUUGGAAUGAAGAAAAACCUAAUUCACGAAUUGGAACAGCAAUGAAUCAGCUUUUAAUUAUUCAAGCAUUUAGGCCUGAUAGAGUGAUUGCAGCUGCGUCAUUGGUAGUGAUAUCUGUUCUUGGGGAAACAUUCAUGAGUGCGGCAGAAACUGAAUUAGAUUUUUUUAAUGUAGUAGAGAAUGAGUUGAAAUCAUCUAUUCCUGCCUUGCUAUGUUCUGUACCUGGCUUUGAUGCGUCAAGUCGAGUAGAUGAUUUAGCAGCAGAAUUAGGAAAACCAAUUGUGAGUAUAGCUAUUGGCUCGGCAGAAGGUUUUAGUCAAGCUGAUAGAGCCAUUAACAUUGCUGUUAAAACUGGUAGAUGGGUUAUUUUAAAAAAUGUACAUCUGGCACCACAAUGGCUUAUACAAUUAGAGAAAAAGCUACAUAGUUUGCAACCUCAUCAUAAUUUCAGAUUAUUCUUAACAAUGGAGAUUAAUUCAAAGGUACCCGUAAAUUUACUUAGAGCUGGACGAAUCUUUGUAUUUGAACCACCGCCAGGAAUAAGAGCAAAUUUAUUAAGAACUUUUAGUACAGUACCAGCUUCUAGAAUGAUGAAACCACCAAAUGAAAGAGCUCGAUUAUACUUUUUAUUGGCAUGGUUUCAUGCUAUUGUUCAAGAACGUUUACGUUAUGUGCCACUUGGAUGGGCUAAGUAUUACGAAUUUAAUGAAAGUGAUUUAAGAGUUGCAUGUGAUACUCUCGAUACAUGGAUUGAAUCAACAGCUAUGGGCAGAACAAAUCUUCCACCAGAAAAGGUACCUUGGGAUGCAUUAAUUACAUUAAUGUCGCAAUGUAUUUAUGGAGGAAAAAUUGAUAAUGAUUUUGAUCAAAGAUUAUUAAUGUCUUUUCUUCGAAAAUUAUUUACUUCAAGAUCCUUUGAAGCUGAUUUUGCACUUGUAGCAAAUGUUGAUGGAACAUUAGGAAAUCAACGACAUAUUACUAUGCCAGAUGGAACAAGAAGAGACCAUUUUUUAAACUGGAUUGAAUCUUUAUCUGAUAAACAAACACCAUCUUGGCUUGGAUUACCAAAUAAUGCUGAAAAGGUCUUAUUAACAACGAGAGGCACAGACUUAGUUUCAAAAUUAUUAAAAAUGCAACAAUUAGAAGAUGAAGACGAAUUAGCUUAUAGUAAUGAUGAAUCUUUGGAUACUCAUCCAGAAGCAGAACCCGAUGGACGCCCUUCUUGGAUGAAAACUUUAUAUAAUUCAGCUUCAACGUGGUUACAAUUAUUACCUAAAUGUUUAACUAUUUUAAAAAGGACUGUAGAUAAUAUUAAAGAUCCCUUAUAUAGAUAUUUUGAAAGAGAAGUAAAUAGUGGAUCUAAGUUGUUGCAAGAUGUAAUACAUGAUUUGGAAGAUGUAGUUUCAAUUUGUCAGGGAGAAAAAAAGCAAACAAAUUAUCAUAGAACAAUACUAUCUGAAUUAAUAAAAGGUAUUUUACCUGUCGGAUGGAGGCGCUACACAGUUCCACGAGGAUGUACUGUAAUUCAAUGGAUAACAGAUUUUAGUCACAGAGUUUCACAAUUACAAGAAGUGUCAAGAUUAGUUUCACAAAAUGGCGCUAAAGAAAUAAAGAGCUUUCCUGUGUGGCUUGGUGGAUUAUUUAAUCCAGAGGCUUAUAUUACAGCAACGAGACAAUGUAUUGCACAAGCGAAUAGUUGGUCCUUAGAAGAACUACAAUUAGAUGUUUCGAUAUCUAAUGAAAAUAAUAUGUGUGAUGACUGCUCGUUUGCAGUAACUGGUUUAAAACUACAAGGAGCCCAAUGUAAAAAUAACCAAUUGUAUUUAGCAUCAACUAUAAUGACAGAUUUGCAUGUUACUAUGUUACGAUGGGUGCGUUUUUCUUCUACGGAGUCGAAAAAUAAACUUGCUUUGCCAGUUUAUUUAAAUAGUACUAGAACAGAGCUACUUUUUACAAUUGACUUAAAUAUAGCACCUAGUCAAGAUCCACAUAGUUUUUAUGAAAGAGGAGUAGCAAUUUUAACUUCAACUGCUCUAAACUGAUGUUUCAAAAUCGUAUCUACUGUUCUUAUUCAUAGUGAUAUUAAAAUUAAAUGUAAAAAUAACUAUAUCACACUUUACGAAAA